GAACCAGUUUAUAUGUUGAUAUACACCAAAACGAGACGUCAUGGCGGCAAGAUGUACUUCUUCUGCCUUUCAAAUGUUUCUUCUUGUGUUUGUGCUGUCCACAUUAAGCUUUGGGAUGAAUAUGCCAAACGAAACACUGGUGAGGACGUGGGCGGAGCAGCUGGGUAGGAACAUUGCAGGCUUUGACAAGAGGAGUUUGCCAUUUACCACCAUACGAACCUUCUUUGAUGAAAGUACGAAAGAGUCAGAGGUGGAGGAAGUGAAUGGGACGGCCCUGAUCCUUGAGAUGGCGGAUCAGGUGGCCCAGAUGUUGGGGAACAAAACAGCAGCCCUCAAGCGGGCUGUGAAAGUCGCAGAAUCGGCAGCUGCCCGUCACAACUACUCCGAAAACAUCAAAGAAUCGGAUUUGGUGAACUAUUACAAAUCCAAGGACGAUGCAUGCAUCAGUGUGUGCAAAAUUCUGGAGUAUAGUGAGAAGUUCAGGCAAGGAAUAAAUGCAUCAGUCUCAUCAGUUCACAUUCCAGUGGAAAUCUACGAUAAAGAUCCAGAGAUCCUCAAUGCUCUGAAGUGGUCCCAUGAGCUGGAUAAAGUUUUUCGAGAGAACUAUGAGGAGGACAAAGAAAUACUGUGGCAGUACUUUGGCAGCCAGACUGGUUUUAUGCGGUCAUUUCCAGCCAGUAAAUGGAGGCAGACAGGAGAGGUGGAUUUGUAUGAUGUCCGUCGCAGGCCAUGGUACACUCAGGGCUCCAGCUCCCCCAAAGACAUGCUGAUCCUCAUAGAUACGAGCGGCAGUGUUGUGGGACAGUCUCUCCAGUUGAUGAAAGUGGCCGUCAAGUCCAUCCUAGAUACACUUGGGGAAAAUGACUUUGUACAGAUUGUUCAGUUUGCCAAAGAAGCUGUGACAGUUGGAUGUAUGAAAAGAUUUGUGCAGGCUAAUUACAGAAACAAGAAGUAUUUGUCUCGUGUUGUAAGUGAAAUGAAAGCAGAAGAAAUGGCCAACAUUUCCAAGGGAUUGGAGUAUGCUUUCGAUCAGUUUGACCAGUUUGAGAACUCCACGGAGGCGGGGGUGGGGGCUCACUGUAACAAGAUGAUCAUGCUGCUGACAGAUGGCAGCACUGAUAACGGGGAUGAGGUCUUCAAACGACGCAACUUUAACAGACCGCUCAAGAACAGAGUGCGAGUCUUCACGUACGCCGUUGGUCAGAACCCAAACCCUGUCAAGGACCUCAAGUGGAUGGCCUGUGCCAACAGAGGCUAUUUUUCAGAGAUUCCUGCAAUGGGUGCCAUCAGAGCCCGUGUUCAGGAGUAUGUGGAGGUGGUUGCUCGACCUCUCGCCCUCAAACACACCGACUAUGUCAAAUGGACCAGUAGCUACUCCGGAGCCCAUGGUCCAUCUCUGGGACUGGGACUGGUGGUGACUGUGACCCUCCCCGUCUACAACCGGGCACCCUCGGGGUCUAACCAGACUAUCCUUGGAGUGAUGGGGAUAGACGUAACCACGGAACAGAUGAAGCGCUACAGUCCAGUGUGGCAGCUCGGCCCUAGUGGUUACACCUUUGCCAUCAACACCAAUGGAUAUGUCAUAUUCCACCCCAGCCUAAAGAUCCAUGAUGAUAUUGAGGACACACCGAAUCUUGAUUUCCUUGACAUUGAAAUUGAGAAUGAGGCAAAAGAUAAGUUAAGAGGAGACAUGAUAGAUGGAAAGAAUGGAGUUGUGGAAAUCUCCUCCUUUGAUUUAUCAGUGGACGAGAACUAUGUACACGAAGAAAGGAGGCGGUACUUCUACACUCCUAUUGGGAACACCACCUUCAGUCUGGGACUUUCUCUUCCAUCGUAUCAAAAGUUCAUCGUUAAACAUUCUGGUCCGUUCACUAAGGCCAACGCUACAGAGCUGAUUAAAUUAUUAGAAGAACAAGAGGACAGAGCUAAACUACUGGCGCCAUGGAAAUAUUACAAGUCGAGUGAAGUGACCGACUCCUACAACUCCAGUGAUGUGGUGAGGGACCUGGUAGCUGCCCUACAGAAUUACUCCCAGUCACCAGACACUUUUGACACAGAGAUGAUGAAGCAGCUUCACUUAGACUUGAGGGUGUCCAAUAUCUCCAUUAAAAUGAUGAAGGACAUGAUGCAUGUAACCUUCACCAGCCCAGGUUCUGCUGAUAAUGACACUGCUAACAUAACAGCCGUCUUCAUGGCAACCUAUGGAGGACUAACAACUGUGUCUCCCAAAAGUAUGUCGUCUGUGCUGGAGAGAUACCAGGAUCCAUGGAAGUCAGCUUACUUCAGGCGGGCCCUCCACUACAGCCAGACAUUUAUGUUCCAUGCACUCUAUACUACAGACUACCAGGAGAACAUGACAUCUCCCACAGUCAUGGUGACCCAUUCAGUGUUUGGAUCCAAGAAAGAGGAGAAGCCCGUGGCUGUGAUUGGGGCCAUUGUGGACCAUGACUUCUUGCUUCAACUGAUGAACUCUUCGUCCAAGUCCGGCGACUCUGUCUACAGCUGUAAGGACGUGGACAAUGCCGUCUGCUUCCUGUUGGACGACGGAGCCUUCGUGGUGGCCGCCAAUCACCCUGACUACCACCUACAGAUUGGCCGUUUUCUUGGUCAUGUGGAUGCAGGUUUAAUGGAGCAACUUUAUGGCAGUGUAUACCACAGGGUAGAGGAAGUGGACUAUCAGGCCACAUGUGUGGACUAUGGAAAUGAGACCAGUGCUGCUCCUCUUGGCUUCAGAAUUCCUUCCAUUAAUUUAGUGUUUGAGUUGUUGACUGUCAACUGGUGGAACAGUGUCUGGACAUGGGCUGUUGUCAACUUGAAUGUUUACAGUUGGUUCAGUUCUCCACCAACUGUAGCAGCCUCCUCUGAUGAUCAGGAAGAGAAAAUCUGCAGUAAACAAAGAGCUCAGUAUUACUUUAAUCCCAACCUGGAAGAAACCAAUGGAAUUAUCUACCCUUGUAAUGAAAACUGUACAAGGGACUACCUUGCCCGGCGGGUACCGGACACUAACCUGCUGUUUGUAAUCAUCAGCCCGGCCUGUCCCAACUGUUACGAGCCGGCCAGCUCCAAGAACCUAGUACAGGAGCCUGUGGAAAUGGCCCUAGCCGACAACGACCUUUGCAAUCAGACAGCCAGAUACAGACGAAACCCGGCCAAGUGUUAUGACUUUGAUACUAGGGAGACUAACCCUGUCUGUGGCGGGCCUCUGACCUCCCCCGUGUCUGUGGUACUGGUGGUGGUGGCCACCCUCCUGACAGUCAUCUCUGCACGACUGUCCUGAGGGGCAGGAGACGGAUAGCAGCGAUUCCCUUCAAAGAUUCCAUGGAGUGAGAGAAGCCUGAAAGAGAACGUCCAAUGUGAAUGAUGGCGGCGAUACUUGUUGUUUGAUAGCUUUUGGUAUGACGAUAGUUGUUGAUGAAAACAGAAUGAUGUGUUCUGUUGAGAAAAGUGAUUGUAUCUUUCAUGAUCACUUAAAAUGAAUGACAUACGAUUUUAUGUGUAUAAAACAUGGCAGAAUCUCAAAAUUUGAUAUAGUUUACAAAAUAUUUUUAAAGAUGUUUCAUAUAGAAUUAUCUAUUAGGCUUGAAUCAUUGUUGUUCAGAGGUGUUUUGAAUUUAUGAGAUUUUUUUGGUGGUAUUUUUUAGGAAAAGGGUUAUUUCUUUUCUUUUUUUAUUGAAAUGAAAAAAGUGAUGCAGACAAGCCUAUAAAGAUCUAUCAUCAUAAAAGCAAAUGAAUUUUGAAUUAUACAAAGAAGUAGUGAUUUAAUUUGUGAUUAUAAAACGAAGGGAAAAUGGUGUGAAUCUAAAUACUAAUUUGUAUCAAUUACCAUGACAAGUUUUUUUUUUCUGUAGAAUGUGGUUGAAUUUCUGCCUGAGCCUUUCAUUAACCUGUGCAAUGUUCAUCACCGUAUCUUCUUUACUCUAUAACACAAUGACCUUUAUUUUUACAUCUACAUUUACCUCUGUUUCAAAACCAAAGAUUGGGUUAAGGAAGAAAUCUGUGUUCUGUGUACUUUUGCAUAAUAUGUGUGAUUUUGUGCCAAAUCUAAGAUUACUUUUCUCUUUCUCUCGAUGUACAUUUGUAUUACAGUGUACAGUGGUCUUGGUCAAUUUCGGUGUGAACUUACUGUCUCUGAUAAUCAUAGUUGUGUAUAAUGUUUUAGAUUAUUUAUUCUGUGUUUGUUGAUCAUGUCCACUUAAAGUGACCUAAUGUUGUUGGCUUCUUGUAAGGCCAAUAUUAUUUGGUGGGGUUUUUUUUUAAUUAGAAUUUCUCUUGUGAUGUCCAUGUAUUUACAUGAUAAAUGUAUUUCUAUGUUUAUGUCCAUUUUAUGGGGUAACCAUUUGUGUGUUCCUUUAAACAUAGUUGUUUGUGAUUUUUCAUUCCACAUUCCCAGCUUUGUAGGUGUAAUUUAGCAUAGAUAAGAAGACCCCCAUGUUGCUGGAUAUAAGAUAUACAUUAUUUGAUGAUAUUCUGUUUGUUCCUUAGAUGUACCAAAGCAGCAAUCAGUUUGAAAAUAGUCAAAAAGUGUGAAUGAUACAUGAUAUUUAAAAUACUGGUGUGAAAGUUUUGUUCAUUGACAAAAGUUUAAACUACAACAAGACUAUUUACCAGCUGUAUACAAACAUUUGUUGACAGAAAGAGGAACAAAUUCCAAGGGUUGUUUUUUACAGAAUAUGUUACAUUAUUAAAACUUUAAAAUGUACAUAUUUAUUAGUAUUUAUUUGUAUAUAACAAAUAUUAAUAUAUUGUCAAUGUUAUUUCUAAUUUUUAUGCUGAUGUUACAAUUUUAUAAUAUUUCAUUUUUUGUACAUGUAACUUGCAGCAAAUUGUAUUCAGAUUUGUUGGGCAAUAUUUUUGACGAAUCUCAGUGAAUGUUUUGAAUCUCAAUGUAGGGCAAGGUGUCUCGGUAUGGGUCACGGUGUCUCGGUGUAGGGCACGGUGUCUUGCUGCAUCCUAGAUGUUACUUUACUCUCGAUCUUCUUUGCUCAUUGUUUGCCAUACUGUACUGAGGUUUCAUUCAUAGUUUGUCCUCUGUUUAAAACUAUUAUAGUAAAUGGGCAAUAAUUUUUCAUCAUUUUUUGACAUCUUUAACAGUUUGUACUCUUUAGUGACACAACCCUCUCUGGUAUGUAACAAAUACAUUUGUGGAAGAGUGUGGCACAAAUAUGUGUCCAUUAGUAAAAUUCUGAAUUGUUUUUCAUUUGUAAAUUAUCUUGGAGCGGAAUCUAUUUACAUCUCCAGCAAAGGCAUGGUCAGUAGUAAUUUUGUUCAGGAGGGAGUUUUGAACAGAUUUUUAUUAAAAUCAGAUUUUUAUUAAAAUCGAACUAUAGUAACAUUUGAUAUAAAAUUGUUUGAAACAACCCAUUUCUUUUAUGGAACAAUAUAUGAUAUAAAACGUCUAUGGAAUGUCCACUAUUUCGUGUUGAACACUUCCUUUCAAUCUCAUAAAACUCGGCUCUGUUUUUAUUUUCAUACAUACAUGAUAUAUGGUAAGGUUAUCUCAAAGUUCGAUAGAGGCAAAUAGUAUUUUGUAUUAGUGUUACAGACUUAAAUGACCACCAUUCCAGUGAAGCUUUUUGAGGAUUUAGAUGUUAGGACUUCUCAUCAAUCAAAGAAUGUCACGGAGACAAGAUGUCGGCCUGAAUAGGCAAUCGUAGACUGUACUCCACAAACAUCAUGUGAUAUCUUUACAAGAUGUCUGCCUGAAUAGGCAAUUGUAGACUGUAUUCCACAAACAUCAUGUGACAUCUUUACAUGACUUGUGUACUGCCUCUUUUUUAUCUUAGUAGCUUGAUCACAAUGUUCAGUUGAUAUUACAUGUCAUUGUUUUUAAUUUUGAUAUUUUUAGUUUUUUGGUUUUUUUUUUUGUCCUGGUGUUCUGUCGAAUUGUGAAAAGUGAUGACUCUGUCACUGAAAUUAUUCAUAUUUACCUGUAUAAGAAACAGGAAAAAAAACCCACAGAGAGCCCUAUACUGGUGCCCCUGAGGCCACUUACAUGUACCAUCAAGUUGAUUGGAAUUCAGCACAUACGUUUUGUGAUUAAAUAUGUGAAAUUGUAUGGUAAUCAAAUGAGUACAAAGGUAGUUACUUGUAUGUAUAUCUUAAUUCGUUAAAUACUACCGCCAACGCCCUCCAAUUAAUUUUUUGUUUUUUCAUUUAAUCUAUUUUACACCAGUUAUAAAUAGAAUUUGAUGUAAGGUCUUGGGGGUUUAUUAUGUUUGUAUUUGUUAACACAGUGGAGAUAGGGGUGUUUUAUUAUCUGUGUCUUUCCUACCACAUCAUUUCCUAAUAAAUGACUUUAAAAUCAA
Messenger RNA from Magallana angulata, 6305 nucleotides. RefSeq names its product voltage-dependent calcium channel subunit alpha-2/delta-2-like. The coding region runs from base 41 to 3277 and encodes 1078 amino acids. The transcript has 39 exons. The record is from RefSeq and is a predicted model, not a curated record. Gene Ontology annotation, cellular component: voltage-gated calcium channel complex. NCBI's taxonomy places the organism in Eukaryota, Metazoa, Mollusca, Bivalvia, Ostreida, Ostreidae. Gene Ontology annotation, molecular function: voltage-gated calcium channel activity.